Molecule: messenger RNA, 880 nt
Organism: Tarenaya hassleriana
Lineage: Eukaryota; Viridiplantae; Streptophyta; Magnoliopsida; Brassicales; Cleomaceae
Product: beta-carotene isomerase D27, chloroplastic
Exons: 7
Coding region: 32-811 (259 amino acids)
Molecular function (GO): iron ion binding
Source: RefSeq, a predicted model, not a curated record
UCACACUGUCUGCUCCUUCUGUACAUCCAAGAUGGACAUCAGACCACUUGCUCAGGCUAAGAGCUUUCCAUUCACAGUUCCAUCCGCAUCUAUACGUUCACCAACAUCAAAACACUUUCACGUUUCUGCAGUUCUUGGCACAAAUCCUUUACACACGAAGAUCAAAGAGAGGGUAGUGAUUGAACCUGCGAAGAAUAACGAAGCUUAUGACGAUAAUGGGUUUGCGAAAAUGGCCAUCGGUUAUCUAUCAAAGACUCUCCAGAAAACAGCAGGGGUUAGCAGUAGUAGUAGUACAAAGGGUGGUUAUGGUAGUUUAGUGGAGGCAGCCGCCAUGGUUGCCAGAAACUUUGAGCCGAAGCAACAACAUGAACUCAUUCUUCGCGCUCUAGAGAGAGCUAUCCCGAGAACCAUACUCUCCUUGAUACGGAUAUUGCUACCACAGUCAAAGCUGACAAGGGAAGUGUUUGCAGUGUUCACAACGAUAUUUUUCGCUUGGCUUGUUGGCCCUUCAGAGGUGAGAGAGACCGAGUUCAACGGAGGAAGAGAAAAGAGAGUUGUGCACAUAAGGAAAUGCAGGUUUCUUGAGCAGAGUAACUGUGUGGGGAUGUGCACUCACCUGUGUAAGAUACCAUCCCAAACAUUCAUCAAGAACUCCUUGGGAAUGCCUGUCUACAUGAACCCCAAUUUCGAUGACAUGAGCUGCGAGAUGGUGUUUGGACAGGAUCCUCCUGAACUUGAGGACGACCCUGCAACGAAACAGCCUUGCUACACAUCCUGCAAAUCGAAUCGAAAGUACGGUGUGAAGCACUGAAGGCAUUAUAUAUACUUAUAAGCUUCGAUACAUUCAAGAACACAUACCAAAAAACAACAACAGCAAGUC